Scheffersomyces amazonensis is the source of this 1449-nucleotide messenger RNA. RefSeq lists its product as uncharacterized. NCBI's taxonomy places the organism in Eukaryota, Fungi, Ascomycota, Pichiomycetes, Serinales, Debaryomycetaceae. Bases 1 to 1218 code for a protein of 405 amino acids. The transcript has a single exon. The record is from RefSeq and is a predicted model, not a curated record. Gene Ontology annotation, molecular function: protein binding.
AUGAUUAGUUCAAUUUAUGAUCGAUUGCUAACUUGUUGGAAAAGAGUUUCUACUGUAAUAAAUUCAUCUCUGAAAUCAGCAAAACUCCCCACAAGUUUACAGUCCUUACCUGAUGAGAUAUUGAUUGAAAUAAUAUAUCACUUGAACCAACUUGAUGUAUUAGAGUUAUGCCUAGUCAAUAGAAGGAUUUACAAGUUAUGCAGAGUCAGAUUGUAUAGGCGAGCUUUAGUCAAUAGUAUUGGUCGCAAAAUUAUAAUGCAUCGUAAAAUAAAUACAUUUGGAUAUACACAUUUCACGGUUGUUAAUAAUUUAGAUCAAGCGGAAUACAAUAAAUUUCAGCAUAUCAUAGUACCUAACCUAUCACCAAAUAAUUACGGAAGGAGUCAAAAUUAUUUCUUACCAGCAAAGGAUUACAAGGAACCCUUAGAGCCGAAGGAUCAAAUUCAUGAAAAAUCUUAUCAAAUCCUACAAGUGGAUUUGUCAAGUUAUAGAAAAUCUGAAAGACACUCAAAUCAAUUUAUCCAUUUCAAGAAAGUCGAAUUAAUUGAUAUGUGCAGCUCAAUUAGCAAGCUAAAUAAACUAAAGGGGUUAUUUAGUGGAACCAAAUGUUUGUCUUUAGAACCUAUCCAGGUUCAAAAGCGCUACCUAAAUUCAGUUCUUUCCCUAUUCUGUUUACAAAAUAUCAAAGAACUUGAAAUAACAAUGGCUCAUGGGAUUUAUAGAGCAUUUGGACUCUGGAAAUUAAUGGAAGCAAUGCCAAAUAUAAAAGUUGUCGUAAUUCAAAAUGAUGGUAGUCAUUUUUUGGCACCAAUGGUUGGUUGUGCAUUUAGAAAAUUGCCGAACCACCUGCUUCGAAAAUUUUCCUUAGAUAUCCUGGAUAAUAUUCGUUUACCUCAAUGCAAAGGAAAUUGUAUUUUUGUUAAGAAAUUGUUGGAACAUUGGGGUUCGAAUCUUGAACUUGUCAGGGUUAACAAAGUGAGUGUUGCAGAGAGGACAACGUUAUUGACAGUUGACCUCUUUUAUGAUCAAAAUGAUGAUCUUGAUCAAGAGAUGAGGCAAGAGAUAGAGAGCUUAGUCCAGUGGAUUAAGUCAAAUAUUACCAAGUAUCCCAAACUUAUGUAUUUCACAUUUUAUACAUAUCAAUUUGUGAUAGAUAGGGAUGGGGAAGAAUGUCACUGGAUUCAAUUAACCGGGAAAAACAAUGAUUUGGAUAAUUAAUACGAGGAGCAUACUUCAUUAGUAUUUAUGAUGAUUGAUUUUAUAGUUGUCGCUCAGUCCUGAAAAGUAUGGUUCUAAAGAACAUGAAUUGUCAGUUUUUCCUUUAGUUCUGCAGUAAUUUAUGGACAAUUCUUGCCAAAAGAUAUUAAGAUAUUAUAUUUUAUUAAUAAAUAUGUUGAAGACUCGAUGUGAUUUAUUAGCACUUACCUUCAACUAUAUUGUUUAUUCUAU